AUGGCCUUCCUUGUUUGGCUCGCCGGCGUGGUGGAGGCCUUCGCUGCAUCGCUGGGAUGCAGCGGGCUUCAGCUCUUGUUGGUCCUGUCGGGCUGUUGGUUGCUAUGGCGAUGCUUCAAUCUAAAGCAGGUUUUCGGGGAUGUGCUUUCUGGUCACGGAGGCUCUGCGAAGGUGACGGUGCCGGCCCAAGGCUUUGAAACAUCCCGGGGCACAUCGGAAAGCUCGGAAAGCUCGGAAGGCGGGAAAGCUCGGAAGUUUGACUACGAGAAGGAGUGGAAGACGUGGCCCAAGGAGUCCAUUCCGUGCUGGGAUCCAGCCACUUUGGAGUUCCUGGGGGAAGUUCCUGCUUGUAGCGAGGAAGGGAUGAAAGAGAAGGUGAGAAAAGCUCGCCUUGCGCAGCAGUCCUGGAAGACUUCCUCCUUCGCGAAGCGUCGAUAUGUCCUGCGGACCAUCCAGCGCUUUAUCUUGGAGAACAUGGAUACCAUUUGCACCGUGGCCUGUCGAGACUCCGGCAAGACAGUGCUGGACGCCAUGGUCGGGGAGCUGACCGUGACGUUGGAGAAGCUUCGCUGGACCAUCGCUUCCGGUGAAACAUACCUGCGUCCCGAGUACCGGGACUCUGGGCUCAUGAACUUGCACAAGACAAGUCGCGUCGAAUGGGAGCCCGUUGGCGUGGUUGGGGCCAUCGUGCCAUGGAACUAUCCCUUUCACAACGUUUUCAACCCAAUGAUUGCAGCAGUCUUCUCAGGGAAUGCGAUUGUCAUCAAAGUGUCUGAGUUUGCAGCCUGGUCUUCGUUGUACUUGGGCAGGGCCCUUCGGCUUUGCCUCGAGGCCUCGGGAGCCCCUCCCGACUUGGUGCAGCUGGCACCGGGAUUCGCGGAAGCGGGAAAGGCGCUUGUUGAAGACUGUGACAAGCUGAUCUUCGUGGGGAGUGUGGCUGUGGGACGCAAGGUAAUGGAGUCCGCCAGUCGAGCAGAAAUCCUGACACCGGUAAUCUUGGAGCUUGGGGGCAAGGAUCCCUUCGUGGUUUGCGAGGAUGCUACGGUUGACGAGGCUCUGGUGCAGCUGGUGGUUCGUGGAGCCUUCCAGAACAUGGGCCAGAACUGUGCGGGGCCCGAAAGGUUCAUCGUCUACGACAAGGUCUAUGAUACUUUCUGCCAGAAGGUGGCAGAUCUCGUCAGAAAGUUACGGCAGGGACCCCCUUUGGGCCCAGAGGGGCCGUCGGUGGACUGCGGGGCCUGUGUGCAUCCUCCCAGUCUUUUGAAUUACCAGCGCCUGGUCGACGACGCCGUCCAGAAGGGCGCCAAAGUCCUGAGCGGCGGGAAGAGGAACUCGGACUUAGGUGCACAGUUCUUCGAGCCCACGGUGCUCUGUGACGUAACGGAGGAGAUGCUCAUUGCGCAGGAGGAGACCUUCGGCCCGAUCCUCUCCAUCUUCCGUGUGCCCUUUGAAGGCCGGAAAGCCGACGCCGAGGCGCUGCGCCUGGCCAACGCCUGCCGCUUCGCGCUGUCCUCCUGCGCUCACGGAGACGAGACGCGAGCCGAGUACCUCUGCCGGCACUUCGAGGCCGGCAUGGCAAGCGUAAACGAUGUCGAGGGCACCACCUACCUCAGCCAGUCACUGCCCUUCGGCGGCUUCAAGGACUCGGGCUUUGGGCGCUUUGCGGGCCCCGAGGGCUUGCGAGGUCUCUGCCACGAGCGCUCCAUCGUCCAGAACCGCGCCACUUUCCUGAAGCCGAGCAUCCCUCCGGCCAUCGCCUACCCAGCAUCUGGCCAGGGCGAGGCACAUGUGGUGUGUGGCCCCUCUGCCCCCCAAAUUUUGUGGAUUGCGCGAUUCUUGGGUGGAAUUCGCCUACCGCCCUCUUCCCGGACCCGGAUACUUCUCGGCUGUAAGGCUAGCAUUCUCAAGAUUUCACAAGUUCCAUUUCCAUUUCUUCAGGAGCAGAUAGUUGUGAAACAAACAUAUCACAUCCCUCGUUAUUUCACCAAAGUCACGCACAUUACUUUAGCCACUAGUGUAUCGUUUUGGUUCAAACAGACGAAAGAGAGAGAUGCAAGAUCACAACCUGUUCCCUUAUCAAUCUACUUGUAUGUCUUAGUAGUUCUACUACUGGUAGCACAUGAUCUAAGAUUGUCUAUUGACAAACAGAAGGUGUAUUCAAUCCUUCGUUCUGUUAAUGUUGACUUUGCGUGA
Symbiodinium natans is the source of this 2193-nucleotide messenger RNA. The record is from the annotation of a GenBank genome assembly. NCBI's taxonomy places the organism in Eukaryota, Dinophyceae, Suessiales, Symbiodiniaceae.